Messenger RNA from Aegilops tauschii subsp. strangulata, 3312 nucleotides. RefSeq lists its product as uncharacterized. The record is from RefSeq and is a predicted model, not a curated record. Lineage: Eukaryota; Viridiplantae; Streptophyta; Magnoliopsida; Poales; Poaceae.
ACUAUUUUCUCCCCCGCCCGCCGCCGCCACCACUCUCGAGACCUAACUAUCUUCCCCUCCAACCUCAACCACCAAUAUUCUCUAGAUCUAACCAUCUUCUCCUCCACCCUUCACCGCCGCCACCACUCUUUAGACCUAACAAUCUUCUCCUCCACCCUUUGCCGCCACCACCACUCUUUAGACCAAACAAUCUUCUCCUCCACCGCAACCACGAACAUUCUCUAGAUCUAACUAUCUUCUCCUCCACCCACUGCUGCCACCACCACUCUCUUGAUAUGUUUGCCCUCAUAAUUGUGAUCCAUCGUCUAUGUUUUCCUCUUAGUUCAGAUAUGUGGUAUUCCAAGGCACCUACGCAGUGCACCAUUCGCGUAUUCCCGACGAACCACAGUCGCUGCCCAAAUAUUAGGCCAUGCUCCAUUUACAUCUCGAACUAAGACAACGAGAUCCAAAGUCAAAGGAUUCUGCGGAAAUCUCAUUAUUCAAGUGCAGUAAGCGCGUUAAGAUGCCACUUUUGAAACAGAGAAGGCGAGGUCUAAAAUCCAAGGCUUCUACGAAAAUCUUAUUGUUCAAGUGCACUAAGUGCGUUAAGACUCCACUUUUGGAACGGAGAAAACGAGAUCUAAAAUCAAAGGCUUCCGUGAAAAUAUCAUUGUUCACGUGUAGUAAGUCCAUUAUGAUGCCACUUUUGGAGCGGAGAAGACAAAAUAUAGAAUCAAAGGCUUCUGCGAAAAUCUCAUUAUUGUUCAAGUACAGUAAGUGUGUUAAGGUACCACUUUUGGAACGGAGAAGAAGAGGUCUAAAUUCAAAGGCUUUCGUGAAAAUCGCAUUGUUCAAGUGUAGUAAGUGCUUUAAGAUGCCACUUUUGGAAUGGAGAAUAUGAUGUCUAAAGUCAAAGGAGAAAAAUCAGAGAUGGGAGGAAAACAUCAAAGAGGAGAAGGAAAGAGUGGGACGUAUAUAAGGAAAGUUGAACGAAAAAGAGGUGAAAUGAGAACCUUACGUUCUUUUUAAGUUUUUUCCGCACAAGGUCCUCAGACAAGUAAUCAUGGAAAAGAAAGGCAUGGCAAAACCAUUGAUGAGGAAGGCAGCAGAAUGAGCUGCAAUUACUGCGGUGAGGUGGUUUGUAGUUACAGCCGUCUAGAGGAACAUUUAGCAGGCUUCAGGGGCAAUGUUCGUCCAUGCAACCUAGUACCGGACAGUGUCAGGACAAGCUUAAGGAGUUCACUUGUGGAUCGCAAGAAAGAUCAGAUGCUCGGAAAGACGAAGAGACUGAAGCAAGAACAUGAUGAGGUUCCUCACACAAACCCAGCCCUUCAAUCUCCUCAAGUCCAGCAACCACAGCUACAACCAACUGUGUCCAAUAACAACCGCUGCUUUGUUCAUUAUCAACCGGAUCUGACGCAGGCCAAGGAAAUCACAUAUAGUUCUUGUCAACCGAAACCCAAGGUUGAGACAAGUGAUUACUUCGAUUCUCAGUUGGCAAAGUCAAUAGGCAAGUUCUUCUCCGAAGCUGCACCUGAGCCUGGUGUUCUCCAUUCAUCAUCUUUGAAGGAGAUGGUUGUGUUUUCCCAUGGGCCUGGGCCUGUAAUGCCUACGUACGAAGCUGUUCUGCAGGAGCAACUAAGAGAAACUGAGAACCGCGCAAAGGAACUCAAGCAAGAGUGGCAAACAAGUGGCUGCACUGUAAUUGUGCAUAGUUGGAAGAGCAAGUGUACCAAAAGCUUCGUAAGUGUCCUGGUGCACUGCAGCAAAGGUACGCUGUUCCUGAGAUCCAUUGACGUCUCUGAAAUCACUGAGGACUUUGAUGAGCUAGAAUCAAUGCUUUCUCGCGUGGUUGAAGAUGUUGGUGCUCAUAACAUUGUUCAGAUUGUCAUGAAUGACGUGUCACCCCAUAUGCAGAUGGCACGGCAGUAUGUGCUAAAUAAAUAUGAUUGUUUUUUCUUCACACUAUGUGCUGACCAUUGCAUCAACCUUCUGCUUGAGAAAAUAGCAGCGCUCGAGCAUGUCAGUGAAGUCCAAAUGAAGGCAAGGGAAAUUACAAGGUUUUUAUAUGACCAUGCACUGCCAAUGAAACUGAAAGGAAGGUAUGUUCAGGAGGAGAUUUUGAGCAGUUCUUAUUUAAAAUUUGUGGCAAUGUUCAUCACAUUAGAGAGGUUAGUUUCUGCAAGAGUAGAUCUGGUGCAGAUGUUAAACUCGCCUAAAUGGAUUUCCUCUGGUUGGGCUUGUCUUGAUUUGUUCAAGCGUAUCCAGAGCAUAGUAAAGACAGAUGAUGAAUUUUGGCAUGCUGCUGCAAAAGUCAUCAAGGUUACACACCCACUUGUCAGUGUGUUGUAUAAACUGGAAUAUGAUAUCUGUCCGAUGGGUAUCUUGUAUGAAGCCAUGGAUAGAGCAAAAGAAGAGAUAUCUCUCAAUAUCGGAGAUGAAAGUGACUUUUAUUGGUGUAUGAUUGAUCGGAUAUGGGAUGAUUACUUGCAUAGUCCUCUCCAUGCUGCUGGUCAGAUGCUAAACCCAAGGAUCUUUUACACAGCUGGAUUCAAGCCUGAUACUGAGAUCAGCAGCGGCAUCGCGGCCUGUACAAUCCAACUGGGCAAGGCUCAUUACAAUGCCAGAAAAGCAUCUGCACAAUUGAAAGUGUAUGAGAAGAAGUUGGGCUAUUUUGACACAGAUCCAGCAAUGCAGCAAAUCAUGGAAUUACCACAAGUUCAAUGGUGGUCGACGCACGGGGCUCGCGUGCCCGACCUGCAGACCCUGGCGAGGCGCGUCCUGAGCCAGACGUGCUUCGGCGCCACCAGGUACAACAUCGAUUGUAGCCUGUCUGAGAAGCUGCACGCCGAGUGGGACGAGAUGACGCUGCUCGAGCAGGAGAGGUUCCAGCAGAAGGAGUACGUCCACUACAACAGCGUCCUCGCGCGCGCCUCCCCGCUCCUGCACGGCUCCUCCUUGAAGCAGCACAACAGGGUCACCUUGGUGCUGACUGGAUCAGGCCGCAGAAACAAGCCGCUGGGCCGCCACUGACUGAGUGACGGCCUUGAGUUGUGCCUGGAGCGAUGCUUUCGCCUCUCCUCCGUUCUGUUAUGUGUAUGUGUGUGUAUGCUGCUGUAAUGGUGUGCAGCAGUAAUCUGUCGGAUGCUCACUAGUGGCAUUCCCUUUGGUACUGUCGUGGUCUGCUGAAUCUCCAUGGUUUUUUAUUUCUUGAACUCCUGCUGGAACCAAGUUUGUUAUGCUGUUGAAACCCUGCUGAAUUUCCAAGUCAUUGUCUGUAUGUGUGGAGAAACCCUGAUGAAUUUCCAAGUUAUUAUAACUAUGUUUGGAAAA